AUGGCUACUGCAGCAGUGACACCCCUGGCUAGUUCUGUUGAGAAGACAAAUGGAGCCAAGCUCAACAGACUCCUCAUCGAUGGUGGAACUACAGUUCUUAGAAAGGCUUUUGAUCGCCAUCACCCUCCCGCAGGACUGGCUACUGAUCUAAAUACCUACAAACCACUGUUAAUUAAGCUAUUUAAAAGAAGAGUUUUGCGUAAACCUCAGUGGGAACAACUCUUUCCACCUGCCGGAGCCUCGCCAGAUUCAAGCAAAUUUGAUAUAACUCUUCUUUUUGUUCUUUUGACCAACAUUUGUGGACUAACCCCUCCUAGCUUAGGCUGGUACACUAACCCUGCGCCAAGCGACACCUCUUUUGAAGCUAACCUUGCACGCGUUAGGUUCUAUCGCAAUGAAUUGUAUGGUCAUGUGACAACCACUGGUGUAGACUCCCUAAGCUUUGCUUCUCUUUGGGCUGAAAUUAGCCUUGUUCUUGUGAGUCUUGGCCUUGCUAAGACAGAGGUAGAUCGUCUUAAGUCAGAGAAAUGUUCGGAGCAGCAUUAUGUUGACGUGUUGAUUGAGUGGGCUGAAAGUGAAGAGGCAAUCAAGUCCGAUUUAAAGAAAAUACAUCAGAGCGAAAACAGGUUGCAGCAAGCGGUGGACGACGUGCGUCAGACCCAGGUUAAGACUCGUGAGACAAUGGAGGACGUGUAUCAGAAUCAGACUAAUACUCAACAAAGCAUUGAAGGAGUUUGUAAGACUGUGGCUGAAGUUCUUCGGACUCAGAUAGAAAAUCAACAAACUCUAGAAGAAGUGCGUCAGACCCAAACAAAAAAUGAGCAAGAAUUGAAAAAAGUUGCAGCAGGUUUUCAAGAAUUAAAUACUAAGGUGGAUAGUAUUAAAGAAGAAGGGGGCAAGGACAGGAAUUAUGAAGUGCUUCAAAACCUUGCCAAGUCCGAAUUCAAGGGAGACAUUGAGUAUUACGUGGAACGAUUUCAAAGAGGCACCCGUGAGUGGGUCUUCGACAGAGUUCAAAAAUGGCUGGAUGACAGAGGCUCUCAAAACCGAGUGAUGGUGAUCAGUGGAAAUGCAGGGAUGGGAAAAUCUGUUAUUGCAGCUGUGAUCUGCAAGAGAAUGCAAGAGGCUGGCAGACUGACAGGAAGCCAUUUUUGUAAGUACAAUAAUGUACGUUAUUGCAAGCCGCAGUUGAUGCUUCAUUCUUUGGCCUUCCACUUGUCCACUGCACUACCUGAGUACAAACAAGCUCUUGUAAAACAGCUGUCACGAAAUCUGGGUGCCAAUCUCAACAAUAUGAGUGUCGAAGAGCUGUUUGCACUGCUUUUUAAGGAACCUCUAAGUGCCGUAGGCGAUCCAGGGAGAAACAUGGUCAUGGUAAUAGAUGGCUUGGAUGAAAGUGAGUACCACGGACGAAAUGAUCUUCUUAAUGUGAUUUCACGCCAGUUUUGCCUGCUUCCUAAUUGGAUUCGUUUUCUUGUUACAACGCGUCCAGCCACAAACAUUGCAGAGAAAUUAAAACACUUAAAGCCGUUUGAAUUAAAGCAUGAUGAUCAGAAGAAUUUGGAAGACAUCAGAGUGUUAUUUACAAAGAAACUGCAGGACAUGCUCAAACCUGUAGAAGAAGAAGAAGAGUCUGAACUUCUGGAAAAACUUGUUUUGAAAUCUGAGGGGCUCAUGUUGUAUGCUGAUUUUCUUGUUUUGUUCAUUAAUGAGAAUGCAUCAGCUCUGCACCAGAAAGACCUUGAUGGUAGUUUGCCAUUAGGAAUUUCUUCAGUUUAUGAUUUCUAUUUUAGUCGUCUGCAGGAUGAACUUACACGUAUCAAGGAACUUGACAUUAAAGAAGAACAUUUCCUGAAUUUACUAUCUGCCAUUACUGCAUCAAGAGAACCCUUGCCAGUUGGGUUUGUUUCUAAGGUGUUAGUCCCUGGAAUUAAUUCACCUCUUGCAAGACGUAAAGUCCUUAAAGCUUUAGCCAGUGUAUCCGCACUUCUUCCUAUUUGUGAUGAACGUCUCCAUGUCAUCCACAAGUCGGUCAAAGACUGGCUGACUGACACAUCAUGUUAUGGAGAACAUGAAUUUAUCGUGGAAGAGAAGUAUGGACAUCAAAUACUUAAAGACCUAUGUAUUGACGAACUUGACGGUUUGAAACGGAAAGGUGCUGGAAACGAGCAGUUAAGCGCCACUGAGAAGUAUGCCCUGUAUCACGGUGCUCGUCACAUGUUACACUCUGGAGUGGACAUAGAACCACGUAAAGUGGACGAACUGACAAAGGCCUACGUGAUAGAUUUAGAAAUACUUUAUGCCAAAAUUUUAAUGAAUGGCUCAGUGGCAGCCGAAGACCUUCUUUGGCUUGAAAAGACGGGCAUUUCUGCAAUAUUACCAGAAGAGAGCAAAAGUAUCUUGGAUACGUUGUUGUUUCUGUUGAGAAAGUUCCUCAACAGAUUCACAGACGCUCCUCGUACGUUUCUCCAAACCAUUCUAAACGAGGGAGGCAAAGUGUUGUCCUCUAAAGCGUCGGACCUUUUACAGAACGGGUAUCCUGGAAUACCAUAUAUGGAAAAUCUUCACAAGGAGCCGCAACAGGGAGGCGUUGAAGCUCGAUUUGAAUGUUCAGCUUGUGUGGUCUGUUUGGACGUCUCACCGAAGUUGGAGUAUAUGGUCUGUGAAUGUUCAGACGGAAUGCUUCAGCUAUGGUCACUCCAUACUGGUAGGCGGAUGUGGACACGCCCAGUAAAAGAAAAAAGGUGCUUUAAGAGGGACUAUGAACACGAAGCCUUUCGAAAGUUGCCUUCAGUAGAUGUUGCUUCAUUUUUUCGCUCCGUUGUUUUCCAUCCUAUUAAACAUAUUGUUUUACCUGGGAUUCUCAGUCACGCGUACGGUUUGGAAGGGGAAUUAAAACCACUUUUUCCCAAAAGUGGUUGUAGGUUCUCGGUUUGUUCUAUUUCCGGUGACAAGAGCAAGAUAGUUACGGAUUGCCCUCAGAAUUCUAAGUGCCUUUUCCUUUGGAGUUUAAAAGAUGGUUCAGAGAUUGAUCGGAUAUCCAGAGAUGAAGACAUUUUAUCUUUUGCUUGGUCCCGAGAUGAGAGACUUCUCGCCAUUUCCCAUUCUUCGGGUUUGAUUUGUUUGGUUGAUGUGAUGCAUGAUUUUAUUGAACUGGCCCAAACAACUACCACAAAAGUAUGUGGAAUCCUAAAAUUUUCACCUGAUCAUCAAUCCCUUUUUUGUUGGCAUUGGUACAAAUUCUUUAACCAACAAGUCUAUCGUCUCGAUGUAGAUAUGGACAGCGUCCGCAACACGUAUUCUUUAAACGUUGUUGAUAAUGUCUCUUAUGAUUACCAGAGUUUUGAAUCUUUUGAUGAUUGCGGUUUUUUGUUUGGAGAUAUUGUUGUCUCCGAACAGACAGGCAGUAUGCUUUUUGUUCUUGGAGAACAAAGUCUGUUGCGCUGCCUGGGUAGAGUAAUCGAAAUGGUGAACAUUUUAAAUGCAAACAAGAGAGUUCGAUGCGUAGCUUCCAAGAUAGCACUGAGUUUGGAUGGCCAUACUGUCUAUGUUUCUAGCUGUGGAACAGUGACCGCUUGGGACUUGGUAAGUGGAAAUCCUCAAGCUGAAAAAAACCUCGAGAUUACGUGGCCGAAAAUUUUCAUUCCCCUGAAAGAAGGUAUCUUAAUUACAACUGGGUGCAAAAUUUUCGAGUUGUGGGAUUAUAAACUGUCUGACUGCAUCAAGAGGUGGACUGGCCUCUCUGAUUUUGAACAAGUAAUCCCCAUAUCAGAAGAACUGAUAGCUCUUGUGUUUGAGUUUGAAGUGAAAGUCCUGAAUACAAGCAGUGGGGAAUUCAUUUUCACAAUCCCUGUUUCACACAGAAGAGUUAUUACGUGCAGCAGUAAAUUUAAGCUGUUAACGGAGGUUUCUGGCUCACUUCAAUUGUUCGAUGGCAUAACAGUUGUGUGGGAGAAGGACUGGAGUACUGAUCGCGGCGUUUUCUCCCCUAAGGGCGAGUUGCUUGUCGUUCUGACGUCUCAAGGUCCGCUUGUUUUGAACUCCGUUUCAGGGAAAGGACUAUGUAUUUUGCCUACUUUUGCUAUGGACAUUCUUUGUCAGUUUGUUAGUGACGAGGAGUGUGUUUCUGUGAAUCAUGGUAUUGAAAGUUCUACUGUUCAACUGUUUAAUGUCAGGUCUGGUGACCUUCUGAGUUCAAUGGAGGUGGAAAGCAGAAUAACCUGUUUAGCAGCCUCUUCCAAAAAUGGACUUUUCGCAAUCGGUCUGCUAGACUGCAAACCAAAUUUCAAAGUUAUCAAAGUGCAUUUGCCUCGAAGGACAGUUGGAGGAACCACAGGUGAGCUGUUGGUAAAUGUGACUAUCUUUAAGGCUUUUUUUCUUGUGCUUUAACCCAAAGGUGUCAGUUGUUACUCCUUGUCGUCUUUGUUUUUGUUAUUAGUCGAGCUUGCUUCAGCAGCCAGACUCUAAAAACGCAAGCGUCCUUUUUUUUUCGUGUGUGCGCACGUAAGGGAGUCAUGGUCCCAGGCGUUCCUAGCGUGAACCGUGGAAACUCGGGAUAAGCAUCGCGAGGUGACUGAUAGCCUGCUGCAACGCAGGCUACUUGACUUACAUCAGAAAACGUUUUUCAGAGAGCCAUGCAUUUUUUGUGAAGAAAGCCGUGGAAAGAUUAAUGCGAAAGAUGUCGAGCUUUUCCGGAACGGGUGGGUCCACGAGUUCUAUCACUUGAAAGCGUUGAUUGCUUUGGAACAAGUGAAUACUUCAAUCGUCGAAAAAAACAGGAUCUUUGUGAGCAAAACUUUGAUGGGGAGGUAAACCGGUGUGGUGUUGUAAACUUUCAUUGUAUGAGUCUUGUGAUGAGCAUGCCAGCGGUUUAUUUUCGACGAUGAUUGAAAUGACGCACCAUGUUUAUCACAUUUCUGGUCUUUUUCUCUUGAAUCGAGCCCCUUGCAUUGAUUGUCAUGUAUUUAUACACGCGUACUCAAUCAUUUCAGAAACAAAUCGUCGAAUACGAUAUAAAUAGUGAAUAUCCUGAAGAAGACUCGACCGUCGAUAAAAUAGGACGUGAAAAUCUUUUAGCGAGGAAACCCGGUGUCCUUAAUCUCCAAGCAAGCUCGACUCAACGCUUAUGAGAGCGUUCUUGUUUAAACUUCGAUUAUUGUUAGUGUUGCAGACUGGAAAGCUAAUGAAAUUGCUCUUUGCGUAAUCUUGGUAAAUGCAAAUGUAGCUGUGAUAGCAAACCCUGAUAGUAAGCGGGACAGUUCAAACGAUACUCACCCAGUCUUACUGGUCCUUAUCAGUUCCUAAACAGCCAUUGGUCAAGCUUGUUUUUUAUCCAUUGAAGAGCUACUUAAAACGACUUUCAUUUCAUGUCUUUUAGGACGAUUGGUAUACCGUGGAAUAGACAGCUGCGCGUAAAGAACUGGAUGUAAACAAAGGUCAGCAAGCGUUUUCUUUUCUGUCUGUUAGAAAAUAUCCCGCAAAACCAGCUAUUUCUGUCCCGGGCGAGAACGAAAUCGUAGAAUUCCCCUGUGUUUUUCAAGCGAAUGUAUGUAUAUUAUUCCUUUUCGUGUAUGUUUCAAUUUUUUUUUCAGAUGUCCCAAUAUUCCUUUAUUUAAAUAUGCUACAGGUCAGAGAACGUUGGCAAUUAUUGGAGAAACAUUAGAAAAAACGCCUGUGGACAGGCUAGAUUUGAAUUUUUUGUAGGGACAUUUGAGUCUUAAAUUAAGAGAUCCUAAAACACACUUUUUACCGCACAACACAAUAUUUAUUAUUUAGAUUUUUAACAGCGAAGAGAGAGUGAUCCUAGAGGAAGGUGGAACGAAGUACGAAGGUCAGGCGAAGCAAAUUCAUCCUGCUCUAGUGGCCUGCCCGCCCAGUUGAAUGUCGAUGAACUUGAGAACGUAUCUACAGAGAAUAGCUGAUGCGAUUAACAGCGCUCUGCAGGAGCCCUUGGAAGAGUACCGGCCUCCGAGGACCACGCCCCUGAGUUUGGUGCGGUAUCAGAACAAGAGUUUUACAAGAAACUUUCCCGCCUAAACCCAACGAAAGCUAGUUGGCCCAUUCCGAACUCGAUACUGAAAGACCGUUCGGAAUUCCUUGCCAACUCGGUAACUACAAUCCUAAAUGCCUCAUUUAAGGAGCAGCGCUUACCGAACUCGUGGAAACUGGCUGACGCGUCGCCUCUUCCUAAGACGAAAUCUGUCAAGGAAAUUAAAAACGAUCUCAGACCGAUAUCGCUCACACCAUGUACCUAUGAGGUUGACGAGGACUUCGAAGUUACCCAGUAAGCGAAACCAGCUGACUGGUCACGCAAGAAUAAGUUUAAAAAGUUGAACUAUAACAAAUCAGUGGCACUCAACGACGGUUUCCUCCUAAAUGCAUUAAAAACACUUUAUAGGCUAUCCAGAGGACUUUUGGAUCUUUAGAAAUACAUUCUAAGCGGCGCUAUAAAAUAUGUGUCUGUUCGGUCAUCCUUGGGAAACUUGAGUCUUCUCGAAAUUACAAGGGCUUCAGUAUUAUUUUCCCGAAAAUUUUAGAAGCAAUUCGAGGUAUUACGAACGUGAUGAUUUUUCUGAUUCCUCUCUCCAUCACGUUUUCGAUUCCGAAAAUUUCAGGUUUCCUGUUGUGAAAGAAACCUGGGCAGUGAAAUGUGAAUUUUAAACUUCAGAAAAUCGUACGGGUUUAUUACAUAAGCAUCGAAAAUUGUACAUGAACGGAACGAUCAUUUAUAAAUUUUUAGUUGUCCUUAAGCUAUAGAAAAUUAUAUAUCUUGCUGUACGGGUUAGUGAGUAGUAUAGUGGGAUAUUUUUACGAGUCACGCUGUAUUUUGGCGAGCCCGUGAGACGAGUCAAAAUACAAGAGACGAGAAAAAAUAUUCCUCGAUACUACACGCUAAACCGUUCAAUAAGAGAUUUAUUAUUCAACUCGAGGAAUAUAAAAUAGAACUCAGUAUAAAUGGGUACCUUUUCCUACUUAUGACGAGAUGGCGUGACAGACUAACGUGAGUCGAGUUUUCGCGCGCUUUCAUCAACGCUGUUGCUGAUUGGUCAGAAAUGAAAACUUGUUAAACUAAUUUACUCAGGGUGUUUUCCAUUAUAACAAAAUUUCCGGAAAUUUCGGUCCAAACGUAAAUGGAAUGGUUCGGACAAGGUCGAAAUUUUCCGGUCAAAGUGGUGGACCUCCAGAGGUGGUCCUCUUUGACCGGACGGUCCGGCCCGACCGAAAAUUGACGUUCAUUUUCAGAAAUUUUCGUUUGCAGUCCCGCUUCUGCUGGUCACCCCAGUAAAAAUGGCGGAUGGUUUAGAUGUAAGUGUUUACGAGUGCGGUGCGUGUAAGCUUCACACGCAAGACGUAAACUUUCUCCUUAUGCGCGGUUGCACACAAGGCUCAGGCACAGCAGUGCAUCUUACUUUGUUUUUUCUUCUGGUUUUCAUCAGCUUUUAAAGACAAAUAUUGCUGGUUCCUCCGAAUGCUGACGAUGUUUUCUCGCGUUUUUCUCUUAGCAGUAUGUGACCCUAGCCCUUACGGCUUUGACAGUCAGUUCGAAAAAAAUCUAUAGCUCAUUCCAACAACCUCCACUAGUUCGACCAAAGCCCUCGAAAGAUGGGAGGAUAAACACGUCAGUUUACUUAUUGCAAGCUACACGAAGAUCAAAGACGAAUUUGGGAAGUCACACAUUACCCAACAAUUAAUUGGGUCGGACUUUUGGUUCGGACGCCCACUUCUGCGUCCCCUUCAAAAAUGUCCAGACUACCGUUUAGGAUUUUAUCAGAUAACUAUUUACAAUGUAAUAAAUGUUAAGGUAAAGAGAAAACAGGGUGACUUGUAGGCUGGUGGGAGCAGCAAACACGAUCAGACUACAGUUUGGACCGGCAAGCCUGAGAGCAAGCUCAACCGGGGAGGGGGAGGCAAUAAAGGAGGUCCCCUUCCCGUCUUUGCUCCCCCGCCGUCGUACUAUGACCCCUGGGAGAGCUUGCUCGCAGGCUAUGGACCGGCAGCAGAAAUCUUAAUGGGACAACCUCGUUCCCAGGUUCUCUACCUAGCCGUCUUUCUCUCACUCCGUCGGGUGGGGGAGGGGGUUAGUAACUGGGUAGGAGAGAACCCUGGGAACGAGGUUGCUCAAUGGACCUUAAGUAACGACGACGACGACGACAACGUCAAAAAACAAUUUAGUCCAGCAGCUUAGCUUGAAAUUUUUAGUGAAUUGUGCACAUUUAGAUACAAGCAUGAAUUUUGGCACACCGAUAGUAGUCACCAAUACAAGCAUUUUCAGAUAUAGUACCAAGCCGGUAGUAGGUCUCCAUAGAAACCACAAUGUAUUAAAUUUCAUAAAAAUUAGUGAAUUAAAUUCAUUAAAUUGUUGUCCUAGUUUAUCAAGACCUAGAAUCAUUUCACUCAGUCAUCCAACCUGUUUACCACGUACAUCUUGUUUAUAACACGCCGUUUGACCUUAACUAUGCGUUGCCAUGGCAACGGUAAGCAAAGGAAAACUAAAACCACGACGACUGACGAAAUUAAUGUGCCUUCAGUUUGUUUGAUCAUCUUAUGUGAUACAACUAAUAUCUUUAAACAUAGCUUUGCCGCCUAAUAGAUUUCACAUUUUCGUUAUGGAAUAAACUUACGGUGAUUCUCUAGUCAUUUGCCACUGUGCUUCCCGCACUGCCCAUAACAAGAUCGCCGCCGUGAAACAGAUCUUCUGCAGAAACAUGAUUAAAAUGACGUUGAUCGAAAGGAAACGUUUUUGAAAUUUUCCAUAACAGUUUUUUUUUCUAGCUCAGAUGAGUCUCAAAUUGUUGGAAAUGUGCCUCACGUAAGCGGUAUGGGUGUUACUGAGUUAAACUUCCUCACCAAGGCCUUCGAUAGUGGAUGUGGCGCUGAACCAUUUUCAUGACUUUUGAGCUUCAUCUUUAUCACAUUAUGUACUAAUUGCUGUAUCUCGAUGUAAAUUCCAUAAUAUCGAAUUUUUCAAUGCUUUCUUCCACCUUCCAAGUAAAUGCCGCUUUGAAACUCACCCCAAUCCUCCCUCAAAAUUCGCAAGAAAUGCAGGUGGUGCGCUCUAUCUGCAGCUCUACCGGUGACCCUUAUUUUUCUUCAUUAUUUUAAUAAUAACAGUUCUUCCUUUUAAUGGCAAUUCUAUGACCAGCGGAGAAGGAAGCAGCAUCACAGACUGUUAAGGCAUAGAACACAAGGAGAAAUGUCGAGUUAGAUGGACCAAAGGCUUUUGGAAAGAGUGUGGGUAGGAUAUUCCCUGUCCCAUAGGACACUCAAAAUUCCUUCAAGUAUAAAUAAGCCUGUGUCAGGCUCCAAGAUAGUGGGGAAAACGGAGCGAAAAAAAGCGCUUAAUUUCGAAUCAUGGUUGACUAGUGAACCAGUUUUCUACUGCAUCAGCUACAUGGGCUAUCAUUUUAAUGCUUGCCUCUUCUCCGUGCAAACAGACUCAUUCUUGACCGUGUACGUUUGAUGCAGUGGCUUAGUUACAGGAAUUUUUCUUAUCACCAUGCAAUCCGGUUUGGUCCUGUUGAACGCAUCGCGACGAGAUUUUUGCCACAUAACAAACGACUUGAUAAUAUGGAAGCUGAAUUCCAUCUCCCCUGCAGUCAACUGCAAAAUUUAAUUUUCCGGUCUCAUAAAAUGAAGUUGAGUCUUAUUCAAAAGAAAGGUAUCCAGCACAUACCGAUCGAGAAAGAUACAUUCAACCAAAUCACUUGGCUUAGGAGGAAUAAGAGUUCUUGAAGCUACGUCACGGCGAGAGAAGACUAAUGCACAUGGUGGAACAAAAUGGCGGCAAAUUUCGAAAACUUGAAAUAAUCAAAAAAACACCGCUUUCGGUCGGAAUCAAAAAUUUUUUGGUCGGAAUGUAUAGGCCAUUUUACCUGUAGUAACAAAUAAAAAAUCUUUUCAGUAGCAUUAAAGAUUAAUCUGGCUUUGAGCAUGAAUUUGUGGGGGAGUCACAGAAAAGAAGGGCUAACGUGGCUGGCUUUCAUAACUGGAUUCAAUUCCACCUGCAAGAGAAAAAAGGCUUACUUGACUAUAAAGGCUUCUAUCCAAGUCGGAGAGUAAGUAUUUAAAUGUUACUACAAAACCGUACCAUUCUCUGUUCAUGUCAUGAUAGCUAAUCUCUCAUUGUAGUAUAUUCAAGGAUAAGGACAUCAAAAAAAAGUCGUACCCCUAUGUGCGACCACCUCUCGUAAAUAAGCGACCACCUAUCCAAAACACCAACAUUUUCCGAGUCAAAGCCUUACAGAUGAAACUCUCGCAAACGACCACCAUUUGUAAGCGUAUGAGAAGAACUAUUAGAAACAACACAGACUUACAUAUAUUGUAACAGCUACCAGGUGCAUGCAAUACGUUCUGUCCAAAAACUAGAGGUCAGUUCGGGCUUCUCCUCGUAGACGGCUCGCUGCAGUUCGACUCUCGUAAGUGGCACCUCCCAUAAGCGACGACUGCGUAUUUUGGGUCGUCGCUUACGGGACGUUCGACUAUACAGAAAAUAUGAACUUUUUGUAAAUGACUCUGAACGUUUUAAUGUCGAUGAAAAAUGUUUUUGUAAACUUGAAGCUCUCUUCACUCAGUAAAUAGAGUCUAUUUAUUCAAGUGAAUCAAACUGUAUGUAUAGUCUCUUUAAUUCCAGAUUGAUGGUACUUUUCAUGGUGAUGCCUACAAUUUGUCCGAGAAAUGUCCAGAAAACUUUCAUUCUUGGCCAAAUGUAAUUUUUUCAUACUCUUUCCAGACAAUUUCUCAUCUGUUGGGCUACAUGGUCAUUUUGGUGAAUAGCUAAUACCACGUUUUAUUUCAUGCCUAAACUUAAUAGCAUUAGGUAAGACAUGAAAUUAGCUGUGGAAAUCUGUCAGCGGCACCCAACUACGGUUUCCUCCUAAAUACGUUGAAAACACUUGUAGGCUUUCCAGGGUCAGACUUAAAGAUUUCCAGAGAUGCAUUCUUAGCGGCGCUAUAGCUUUUGUAUCUUUUCUGUCGUCCUGGGGGAACUUGAGUCUUUUCGAAAUUGCAAAGGCUUCAGUAUUUUUUUCCCGAAAAUUUUAGAUGCAAUUUAACAUAUUACGAAAGUGAGAAGUUUUCUGAUUCCUCUCUCCACAUUUUUGAAUCCAAAAUUUUAGGCGCGAUUCGUUUUUUGUCCGAUAAAUAUCCUAAUUUGGGCAGUGAAAUGUGAUAAAUUAAAGGUUCAGAAAAUCGUAGGGAAUUUAUUAGAUAAGCUUCGAAAUUGUACCUGAAUGGAAUGGCCAUCUAGAAAUUAUUAGCCGUCCUCAAGUAAUAGAAAUUAAAAAUUAUUCUUGGCAAUAUUCGCUUCUCCGAACAGAUGUUUUACAGAAAACAGUCGUUGGGUGCCCCUGAUCUGUUAGUGUUUUUUGUAAUGAUAUUAAAACAGUAAUAAUACAACUCAAUUGUCUUGUUUUUUCCUGACAGGAAAAGCACAUAACAAGAGAAGAUUGGAGCAUGAAUUCGAAUAAGCCGCUUACUGUGCGGUUCAAUUGGAAAGGUGAUUUAAAACGGAUUGGCGGCAGCUUCAUUGGCACUAGCCCUGAAUUUGAAAUGGCGCUGUGUACAGUUUGUUUCCUGGCUCGGGUUCCUCUACCCGCAUAG
Messenger RNA from Porites evermanni, 11598 nucleotides. The record is from the annotation of a GenBank genome assembly. NCBI's taxonomy places the organism in Eukaryota, Metazoa, Cnidaria, Anthozoa, Scleractinia, Poritidae.